AUGCAAAGUCUGGACUCUGGAGCACGGUGUGGUUGUGUCAGUGUUAUUCACGAUUUCCCCCUGCUUGUCCAGAAAGGCGACGGCGUCAAGCUUGCGAAGCUGUCAAGUGAAAAUCAAGAAUCGCAUCAUGUCUGGCGCGACCUCAAAUGGUUGUUCCCACAUCCUCGCACAGCUAGCUUAAGCGAAAGCAUGCGAGCAUGGCGAGCUACUCCAGCGCGCCUUAUUGACCUGUCAGGACCACAAUUCACUUUGGAUGCACUUCAACACAGCCCGCACGGGCCUAGCCCUUCAGAAGCACAGCGUCCAAUCCCGGACCAGGCCGAGCGGCAAGCAUGCUCAGUACCAAGGCCGCAACGUGAUCAAAUCGGAGGACCUUCUACUGUAGCAUAG
Molecule: messenger RNA, 390 nt
Organism: Mycosarcoma maydis (corn smut)
Lineage: Eukaryota; Fungi; Basidiomycota; Ustilaginomycetes; Ustilaginales
Exons: 1
Coding region: 1-390 (129 amino acids)
Source: RefSeq, a predicted model, not a curated record